AUGGAUGCGGGCUUCUUCAAAGGCACCUCCUUGGAGCAAGAUCGCCGUUUUUCAGACAAAGAGUCUCGUUUGCUCAAGUCCAUGAAAUUUGAUCCCGUAUUUGAGCAGAGGGUUGACAUGCGCAAAGUCAAUCUAGGGGUUAUGCGGCCUUGGAUCACUAAAAAAGUUGUUGACCUUGUCGGAUUCGAAGAUGAAGUAGUCGUCGAGUAUGCCAUGGAGCUUUUGGAAGAUAAAUCGAAUCCAACGCCCGACCCCAAAGUAAUGCAGAUUAAUUUGACUGGCUUCCUUGAACAAAAGACCCCUGCGUUCAUGAAAGCACUUUGGGAGCUACUUCUCUCCGCACAGGAAUCAAUUGGUGGCGUUCCCGCACAAUUUGUCAACGAGAAGAAGGCAGAACUUCGCCAACAGCAAGAACGAGACGCUCGCGCGAUUAAUAACGCCCAACAACGAGCUGUGAACGCCCAGCGCAUGGAUGAAAUUCGUACCAGGGAGAAAGGCGAGCGAGAAGCAGCGAGAGGGCGUGGGCGUGGAAGGGGGGAUUAUGGGGGUCGCGAUAGAGAUUCUGGGUGGCCUAACCGAGGGCGUGGAGGACGGGCUCCAGACAAUGACAGGGUUAGAUAUCAAUGUUGCUAUUUAUUUGAUUGGUCUAAGAGUGUUACAGGUCCCUCCCCGUCGUUCGCCUCCCCCAAGGAGACCUUCGCCAUCUCCCAGAAGGUUUUCACCUUCUCCAAGAAGACGUUCGCACUCGCCACCCCCCAGGGGACGUUCUCCAUCUCCAAGAAGACGCCUGCCAUCUCCAAGAGGGCGCACCCCAUCUCCAAGAAGACGCUCUCCGGUUCUAAGAAGACGUUCUCCAUCUCCUAG
Molecule: messenger RNA, 864 nt
Organism: Cantharellus anzutake
Lineage: Eukaryota; Fungi; Basidiomycota; Agaricomycetes; Cantharellales; Hydnaceae
Product: PWI domain-containing protein
Exons: 3
Coding region: 1-864 (287 amino acids)
Biological process (GO): regulation of mRNA splicing, via spliceosome; mRNA processing
Cellular component (GO): spliceosomal complex
Molecular function (GO): RNA binding
Source: RefSeq, a predicted model, not a curated record